Molecule: messenger RNA, 2071 nt
Organism: Arabidopsis thaliana (thale cress)
Lineage: Eukaryota; Viridiplantae; Streptophyta; Magnoliopsida; Brassicales; Brassicaceae
Gene: WIP1
Product: WPP domain interacting protein 1
Exons: 2
Coding region: 455-1924 (489 amino acids)
Cellular component (GO): nuclear membrane; nuclear envelope
Source: RefSeq, marked reviewed
GGAAAAAAGAAUAAACUUUUUCCCACAAAGAAACUUUCCACAUUGAACGAGAGAAUUAUAGAUCUGCGAAUCCGAUCAUUGGAUUAGGGUUUUCACUUUUCACCCUCCUUUUUCCAUCUCUCUGCUGUAUACCCUUCCUUUCUCCAAAAAGACCAAAACUUUGCGAUUCAAUUCGAAAUCUGUGUUCUUCCAUUGAGCUGGAUUUUCAUUUUUGGAAUCAUUUCUUCUCUUCUUUGAUCCGAUAGAUGGUGGCAUGGUAGGAAAUUUUAGACCUUUAUAUUUCUAUUUAACCGUCAAGGAACCAAUGAAUUUGUAUAGCUUGUUGAGUUGACUUUUUGAUUGUGUAUGAUCGAAUUUGGGAUCCUCAUUUCGGGUUUUGGGUUAUUGAUCUGAGCUCCUGUUACUUCUGAAACCGAUGUGAAUUUGGUGGGGGAUAGAUUUUUUUGUGGAGUCAAUGGAUUUGGAGAGUGAAAGCUCUGCACUUGAGUCUGUUGAUGAUAAUGUUUUGAUUCAACAAAGUGCCAGCAACGUUUGUGAUGAUGGUAGGAGUUUGGAUAACGGGUCUUGCUCUGAUGAGAGUGUGAAACUGCUUUCGACUUCUAAUUCUGUUGAACUCGGUAAACCUAUGAGUUUUGAUUCACCAGGUGAUGGUGGUGGUGCUUAUUCUCCGGUUUUGAAAGGACAAGGCUUGAGAAAAUGGAGGAGGAUUAGGAGAGAUCUUGUUAAGGACACGUCUGCGAAUAUGGAGAAUAGUAAAGCUCUGAAGAGAGGGUUGUCAGGUGUUGCUCAUUCACAUGGUAAACAGAUGCAGUUUCAGUCACCGGAAGUUGAACAAGAGAGUCAGGGAUCUGUUGGGUCUGUUAAUAUGUUGAAAAGUAGCGGUGAUGGUUUUGAUAUACUUGGGAGUAGUGGUUACGAUUCUAGGUUUGUGGCAGGGGUUGGUUUUUCAGCUGGUAUGGAUUUAGAGAUAGAUGAUGAUCGGAGUAGUAAGUCUUCCACGGUUGCAAGAGCUCCCAAGGUUAUUAGGUAUGAGAAGCCAAUGAUUAGUUCAGGUCAGGGAGGAAACAUUCGUGUAGAGAAUAGUAAGAAACAUAGAGGAGAAAGUGUCGAUUUCGAGAAGGAAAACUCUUAUUCCAGCUUGGAAUCUGACUCAAGAAAGCAGAGUGGAAGAAUGAUGGACUACAAUGGUGAAAAUGGGGAAACGUCAAUGAGAAAAGAUGAUGCGGGAGGAGAAGGCGGAGAGUCGAUAAACACGGACAAUCGUUACUCAGAUGAAAUGGAUCCAUUAACAGAGGCCAUCAACGGUUUCUUGGCCUUGCAAGAUGCUCUUGAAAAAGAGGUUCAGCAAUUCCAGGAGAUCGGGAAUGAACCAAUGCCACAGCAUCAUGAACAAGUCAGCGAAGCAAAUUCACCUCACCCCGAGAUUGUAACCCUGGUAAACAAUGUUGAACAACUGGAGAACAUGCUAGAAGAAACAAGGUCCAUGCUUGAGGUGAAAGAAUCACACAUCCGUGACCUUGAAUCCACCACGAACCAAAGCAAACACUCGUGGGGAGGAACAGAGAUUGUGGUUGAAGACAUCUUCCGGCAGAAGAUUGAGGCCGAGAUUGAAUAUCUGAUAUAUUCAAGAUCUAUCGAUAACUUAAACAGUCAGAUGAAGUUAAUUGAUGAACAAGAGUCAUUGGCAGAAGAGCAAACCCAUGAGACGCUGAAUAAGCUAGGAAGAGUACAAACGAAGGCUGCAAAUUUUACAAACAGAGCUCAAGACCUGCAAAACGAUUGCAUAGAAAUCACCGGGACCAUCAAGAAGAGAGCAUGUAAGAUCACUUCAUACGUUCUUAUACAGUUAGUAUUGCUGUCAACAGUAGUUUUGUUGCUCCUGUCUCAAUUGUUGCCGGAGCCAGAUACUGUUGUACCCACAUGACUUUUGAUUUUUGAUGUAAACUGAGUUUUGUUUUGGCUUUUGGCUUUUCUUGUUAACAAUUCGGCUAUAAGUUUUGCCUCUGGUAAUAAAAUUAAUCAAGUAAGUCUCGCUUCUUCUUUUGUUUAUUUUGGAGGUCAAGUAUUCUUU